AUGUCGCGACAAGGCUCUGUGGGCAAUGCUCAGAACACCAGCCACAAUGCAGCGAAAGACAACAUCGAGGAGAAGGGAGGGCCAUUGCACUUCCCCUCUGAAGAUGAGCUCAAGCCCAGCGACAGCAUGAAGCAGACAAUCAUCAACGCCAAAGCAGCGUCCGACAAGGAGCAGAAGAUGUCCUUGUUGCAAGGCAUUCGGCUGUACCCAAAAGCCAUUGGGUGGUCGGUACUGAUUAGCACUUGUAUUGCCAUGGAGGGAUACGACGUCUGUCUUGUCAACAACUUCUACGCAUUUGAUCCAUUCAACCGCAAGUAUGGCGUCCUGACCGACGACGGCUCGUAUCAGGUUCCAGCACGUUGGCAAGCUGGGCUCUCUAACGGUGCUGCAUGUGGCGAGAUCAUAGGUCUAUUUAUCAAUGGUUGGGUAUCUGAAAGGAUAGGGUAUAGGUACACCGUCAUGGCCUGCCUCGUUUUGAUUGCAGCAUUUACAGCCAUCUUCUUCACUGCACAGAGCGUCAACGCUUUGCUUGCCGCCGAGAUCCUAUGUGGUAUUCCGUGGGGAGUCUUUCAGACACUUACCAUCACCUAUGCGUCAGAAGUCUGCCCAGUGGCUUUGAGGGGCUACUUGACCACAUAUGUCAACGCGUGCUGGGGUAUCGGGCAACUGAUCGGCAUUGGCGUCAUCAAGUCAAUGAUCGGUCGCAACGAUCAGUGGGCAUAUAGAAUCCCAUAUGCGCUGCAGUGGAUGUGGCCACCGUUUCUCCUCCUCGGCAUUGCGUUUGCACCCGAAUCGCCUUGGUGGCUCGUUCGAAAGGGUCGAAUCGAAGAAGCCAAGAAGUCUUUGCUACGGCUUACCUCUACGAAUCGCGAGACCGAAUUCGACGCUGAUGAAACAGUUGCCAUGAUGGUCCACACUACAGCCCUCGAAGAGAAGAUCACUAAAGGUGCCUCUUAUCUUGACUGCUUCCGCGGCACAGAUCUAAGAAGGACGGAGAUCGUUUGCAUGUGCUGGGCCAUCCAGAAUCUCAGCGGCAACGCCUUCAGCAACUACAGUACAUACUUCCUUGAAUCUGCUGGUCUGCCCGACUCCUCGAGCUACAGCUUUGCUCUUGGCCAAUACGCCAUCAAUGUUGUUGGAACGGUCGGUGCUUGGUCGUUGAUGAGCCUUGGAGUCGGACGGCGAACCCUCUACCUUUAUGGCCUCUGUGGACUGUUCUCGAUGCUCUUCAUCAUGGGCUUCCUCGGUCUGGUGCCGGACAGCGGACGUGACCAGGCAGCUCUGGCCACGGGAUCGCUCAUGAUCGUCUGGGCCUUGUUCUACCAGCUGACCGUUGGAACGGUCUGCUACUCUCUGGUGGCUGAGCUGUCGACUCGUCGACUUCAGAUCAAGACCGUUGUGCUUGGACGCAACCUGUACAACGUCGUCGGGAUCAUCACCAAUGUCUUGACGCCAUAUAUGAUCAACCCGUCGGCAUGGAACUGGAGCAAUUUCACCGCCUUCUUCUGGGUAUAUACGUUCUUCCGCAUUCCUGAGCCUAGAGGGAGGACGUUCGCCGAGCUCGAUCUCCUCUUCGAACGGAAGAUCGGCGCGCGGAAGUUUGCUACGACAGAAGUUGACGUGUUCGAUGAAACGGUCGAUGAGAGCUUGAUCCACCAGUACAAACACACCUUGGACCGCGCGGACAAGAUUGGUGGGAUUGGGAUGACCCCGGCUUGA
Molecule: messenger RNA, 1719 nt
Organism: Saxophila tyrrhenica
Lineage: Eukaryota; Fungi; Ascomycota; Dothideomycetes; Mycosphaerellales; Extremaceae
Exons: 10
Coding region: 1-1719 (572 amino acids)
Biological process (GO): transmembrane transport; carbohydrate transport
Cellular component (GO): membrane
Molecular function (GO): carbohydrate:proton symporter activity
Source: RefSeq, a predicted model, not a curated record